UCAUCCCUAACUUACUCCAUAAAAUUGUAAAAUGUAAGCAGAGAUGAAACCUUAGGUGGAGGCAGAGAAUGACUCUUUGACGCAGUGCAGCACACAAAUCGCAAUUACCGCGCAGAUUGUGCGGCACUGCCUCCAUUUUGAUUUCCGUUUCUCCAAUUUACUCACAUUCACUUUCUAGGGCUUGUGAAUUCUGAACCAAACUCUCUCUUACACUCACACGCACGCACACGCACGUGAUCAUUCUCAUACUCCUAACCGUUUUCUCAAUCCGAGGGCAUGGAGAAACAACAGCAGCAGAAACUCCCUCUCUCGCUUGACUGGGACACGCUCCAUGAUACGCCGGCGGCGGAACUCGUGGUGAAGCCUAAGGCUCCCGAUCAGAAACCUCCGCCGUAUGUUGACCUGGAUAGUCUCCAAGAUUAUGAGCUCGAGGAAAAUAUUAAGAGGAAGAAGCAGCUUCUCGAAACCACCGGUAAGAAAUUGCCGGACGGCGGGAGCAAACUCCGCGCUGCUAUUGAGUUUUAUGAAGAAGAGUUUCAGAAACGGAAAAUGAACCCUCGUCCGCAGAAAGUUCAAGAGGAGCAGAAGCAAGGACAAGCUACUGGGAGCUCAAGUUCUGUUGGUGUGUCUAAUAAAUCGAGAGAAGAGAAUUUGCCAUCUCGUCAACAGUCAAAACCCUCUUUUGCUUCCUGUUUUUUAAAGAAAAUGGAAGAUAAUCAGACUAAUUGUACAACUGUUGAUGCAUUUAGCAACGAGAAGCCGCAUUUCCAGCAUUGCAGCAGCCAGGAAGUACGGCACAAUAGAGAACCUAAAAAAAGAAAGAGACAUCGAUCAUCUUUAAAACCGCUGCCAUUUCAAUUCUCGAGCAAACAUUCCAAACGUGGUACUUUUAGUGAUAAUGAUAAAAGGUGCCGAGGCAAUUCUACCUUAUCGGUACGGACAAUUACAAGGAACCUAUCAAGACACUUCUCAAAAGAUAAGGGUGCAUUUCAGGCAGUUCAGUCAGAUGAUUCAAGGUCCAGGAAGGGUCAACCCAUUGUGCUUGAUGAUGACGACAGCGACGACAGUGACGAUCCUCAUAUUCCGGAGAAAACAGAAAACAAAGCUCCUGAAUAUUUGAAAGAUGCUAAGAUCUAUUUUCCGUCAAGAGAUGAUCCUGAGUGUGUUGAAGUUUGUUACAACGAUAUGGAAUGCCUUGCUCCUGAAGGUUACUUGACAUCAACUAUCAUGAACUUUUACAUUCGAUAUUUAAAGCAUGUAUCUCCGACAAUAUCAGACUACCAUUUUUUCAACACGUAUUUCUACAAGAAACUUAAAGAAGCUGUUUCCUGCAAGGAAAGUAACCGAGAUACAUUAUUUGCAAAGUUCAGAAGGUGGUGGAAGGGUGUAAAUAUUUUUCAGAAGGCAUAUGUUUUGAUUCCAAUACACCAGGAUCUUCAUUGGAGCUUGAGCAUUAUUUGUUUUCCGGACAAAGAAGAUGAAUCUGGACCAAUAAUACUUCAUUUGGACUCUUUGGGGCUUCACUCUAGUCGAAUAGUUUUUGAAAACAUUAAAAGCUAUUUGAUAGAAGAAAGGAACUAUUUGAGUAAGGAAUGCGUGUCUUCCGAUGUUCCAAUUGCAGACAGAAUAUGGAAGUCUCUUUCUCGUAGAAUUGAAACUGAAGUCAUGAGGGUUCCCCAACAGAAGAAUGAGUAUGACUGUGGUCUUUUUGUACUGUACUUCAUCGAGCGUUUCAUGGAAGAAGCACCCGAACGACUGAAAAAGAAAAAUUUAGCAAUGUUUAGCAAGAAAUGGUUCAAACCUGAAGAGGCAUCCGGUUUGAGAGCGAAAAUCCACAAGUUGCUUGUAACAGAACUACACAGUUCAAUCAAGCCUGAUGGUAUCACAGAAUCUUCUUCUUCAUCUGCUGGUGAUGCAACCGAAUGCGACGAGACUGUCAAGGACUCUUCAAUCAAAGAUGGCAUCGUGAAUUGCGAUUCUCUCGUGAUCGAAUGAACAAUCUGUUGAUAGUCCAUAUAGUUGAUGUUGAUACUUUUACGGUGUACAGACACCGGCUGAGCCGGUAGUUUUGGAUGGGAAGUUUUUUUUGGUCUGUUAAAUAGCUCAAUAGCCUGCUAUACAAGAAAAGGUGGAUGGCAUUUUAUGACCAAAUAAGGGUCAAAUUUGUCUAGUUUCUAACCAUUUAUUAUGGGUUAGGAGUUCCUUCUAAAUGUAUAGUAGGAAACAUUACAGAACUGAUGACAGUAGAUUAUAGGAUUUAAAGUGAAUCUGCUAGAAUUAUACUUUAAAAAACUUUUUUUAGUCUUCAA
Vicia villosa (hairy vetch) is the source of this 2309-nucleotide messenger RNA. Its product is annotated as ubiquitin-like-specific protease 1D. Gene Ontology annotation, biological process: proteolysis. Gene Ontology annotation, molecular function: cysteine-type peptidase activity. The transcript has 14 exons. NCBI's taxonomy places the organism in Eukaryota, Viridiplantae, Streptophyta, Magnoliopsida, Fabales, Fabaceae. The coding region runs from base 277 to 1995 and encodes 572 amino acids. The record is from RefSeq and is a predicted model, not a curated record.